Acanthoscelides obtectus is the source of this 1179-nucleotide messenger RNA. NCBI's taxonomy places the organism in Eukaryota, Metazoa, Arthropoda, Insecta, Coleoptera, Chrysomelidae. The record is from the annotation of a GenBank genome assembly.
CUUGUCAUUGACAUAAGUCUAUCGCCAGAGAUAAACCCUUCUAUCGUAUUGCCGGUGGUACGGACAGGAGACAUUUUUUGAUUUACAAUUUUUCAGUUUGAUAUAUAAAUUAUUAAUAAAUUUGAGGGAAUUCAAGAAAAGGUAGAGCUAGAGUGCAGGAGUCCUAACAAAUAACUAAUAUAGCCCAAAAUGUCUGCAGCACAGUUAUUCAAUAGAAUAGGCCAGGUGGGACUAGGAGUAGCCCUUGUUGGUGGAGUAGUUAAUUCUGCCCUUUACAACGUUGAUGGUGGUCACAGAGCAGUAAUUUUUGACCGGUUUUCUGGAGUGAAGAAACAAGUAAUAGGAGAAGGAACACAUUUUUUCAUACCAUGGGUACAGAGGCCAAUCAUUUUUGAUGUGCGAUCAAGGCCAAGGAACGUUCCAGUAAUUACCGGAAGCAAAGAUCUACAAAAUGUGAAUAUCACACUUCGUAUCCUGUUCAGACCUGUACCAGAUGAGCUUCCCAAAAUUUACACAAUUCUUGGUCAAGAUUAUGAAGAAAGAGUUUUGCCUUCCAUUACCACUGAAGUUUUGAAAGCUGUCGUAGCUCAGUUUGAUGCUGGAGAGCUCAUCACUCAAAGGGACCUGGUGUCACAAAAGGUCUGCGAUGAUCUAACAGAAAGAGCCUCUCAGUUUGGAGUGAUUCUAGAUGAUAUUUCCAUCACACAUUUGACCUUCGGCAGAGAGUUCACGCAAGCAGUUGAGCUGAAACAAGUUGCUCAACAGGAUGCUGAAAAAGCUAGGUUCUUAGUAGAAAAAGCUGAGCAGACAAAGAAGGCUACCGUUAUAUCCGCAGAGGGAGAUGCCCAAGCGGCAAUACUUCUAGCUAAAGCUUUUGGAGAUGCAGGUGAAGGUUUGGUCGAGUUGAGGCGGAUUGAAGCAGCUGAAGACAUAGCCUACCAGCUGAGUAGAUCCAGGCAGGUGUCCUACUUGCCCGGAGGGCAAAACCUCUUGUUGAACGUACCCACGCCCGGUAACUGAGUAGGAGUAACGGUCAAUAGUUAGUUUGUAAACGGGUCAGAAUAGACUGCAAGUCUGGUGAAAUUAUUGUGACUGCAAAAGAGCCCACUGCAUUUUUAUAUUAUGUAAAUGUAAGAGGUUUGUACUAUGUAAAGUUAAAUAAAGAUAUUAUUUGUUAAC